Molecule: messenger RNA, 1095 nt
Organism: Cladocopium goreaui
Lineage: Eukaryota; Dinophyceae; Suessiales; Symbiodiniaceae
Source: the annotation of a GenBank genome assembly
AUGGCGGAGGAGGGCGCCGAAGCGAAGACUGAUGGCAAGGAGACAGAGAUUGAUAUCCCUAUAAGUGUGCCGGCAGAGGGCGCAGAAGGUGAAGCUCCCGCAGAAGGAGCCGCCGAUGCUCCCAAGACCGAUGCAGCUGAAGGUGCCCCAGCCGAUGCCCCUGCCGACGCCGCCGAGGGUGCUGCCGGGGAGAUGCCCGCGGAGGCUGGUGCAGCUGAUGCCCCGGCGGCGGAGGCUGAUGCAACCGCAGCCGCUGAGGGCGGCGCCGAGCCGAGCGCGCCGGCAGACGGGGCGGCCGAAGGCGGCACCGAUGCACCGGGCGAUGCGGCCGAAACCCCAGCGGCACCGGCAGAUCCGACAGCGCCGGCAACUGAUUUGGAGGACAAGGACGAGGAUGGCACUAGAGAAAAACCUGCAGAUGGCAAGACGGAUGAGCCGACGCCACCUGCAGAAGAGUCCAAGGAAGAUCCCGCGAAGUCUGCCGUUGACCGUCUUAGCAAAGGCGUGGAAGGCGUCAUUGGAGACUUCGAAAGCGGACUGGAGGCCAUUCCAGAUCCAUCCUUGCGCUCUGCUCUGGAAGACUGGGCCAAGCGGAUGAACGUCCAUGUGCAAGAGCUGCGGACGAUUAUGAGCGGUGACACCGAGUCUGGUGAGGCCCCAGCUGUGCCACCUCUUCCGGGGGCCCUGGACGAGGAGGAGUCGCGCCCCUCCGUGACUGAAGAGGAGAUGCAAAGCGUCAGGGACAUUGGCCGACAGUUGGCGAGUCAUCGGACAGGCAGAACCACCCAAGAGGUGGAGCAAUGGACGGAUCCCGAAGAGUCUGCAAAGGAGGUGGAAGAGCUUCGGAGAGUCCGGCGCCAGAUCCGCUACAUUUUUGGGGGCAUGCUCCAAAGUCUUCCGGAGACCGGCACCCUACGAGUAGAUGAUUUGAUCAGCGAUGCCGGCACUUCGGAAGCCCAGGUUCGGGCUCCGGUCUCUGAGAAGCCACCACCAUUACCAGGAAAAGCUUCUCGGGACGUGGGCAAAGUGCCAAUGCCGCCUCAGGGAAAGCCAGAAGGUCAUGGUAGACCCAGAUCGGGUGGAACCGAGCUGUGA